AUGCGGGAUGUGGUGGCAAGGUGUACGGUGGAUGACCGGGUGACACGGGUGGCGUGGUUGAACCGCAGCACCAUCCUGUACGCCGGCAAUGACAAGUGGUCUAUAGACAACCGCGUGGUCAUCCUCUCCAACACCAAGACCCAGUACAGCAUCAAGAUACACAACGUGGACAUCUACGAUGAGGGCCCCUACACCUGCUCCGUGCAGACAGACAAUCACCCCAAGACUUCACGCGUCCAUCUCAUUGUGCAAGUGCCCCCCCAGAUUGUCAACAUCUCGUCAGACAUCACCGUGAAUGAGGGCAGCAGCGUGACCCUUAUGUGCCUGGCCUUUGGGAGACCAGAGCCCACUGUCACGUGGCGGCACCUCUCCGGGAAAGGGCAGGGCUUUGUGAGCGAGGAUGAGUACCUGGAGAUCACGGGCAUCACGCGGGAGCAGUCCGGGGAGUACGAGUGCAGCGCCGUCAACGACGUGGCCGUCCCGGACGUGCGGAAAGUCAAAGUCACCGUCAACUACCCGCCCUACAUCUCGAACGCCAAGAACACGGGCGCCUCAGUGGGUCAGAAGGGCAUCCUACAGUGCGAGGCCUCGGCCGUCCCUGUGGCAGAGUUUCAGUGGUUCAAGGAGGACACCAGGUUAGCGAACGGGCUGGAGGGCGUGCGGAUCGAGAGCAAGGGCCGCCUGUCCACACUGACCUUCUUCAACGUCUCAGAGAAGGACUAUGGCAACUACACGUGCGUGGCCACGAACAAGCUGGGCAACACCAACGCCAGCAUCAUCCUGUAUGGUCCCGGCGCGGUGCACGACGGCGGCAACGCGGCC
Molecule: messenger RNA, 822 nt
Organism: Merops nubicus (carmine bee-eater)
Lineage: Eukaryota; Metazoa; Chordata; Aves; Coraciiformes; Meropidae
Gene: OPCML
Product: opioid binding protein/cell adhesion molecule-like
Exons: 7
Cellular component (GO): neuron projection
Source: RefSeq, a predicted model, not a curated record